AUGGCAGACUCCAGCGAGUUUGAUUGUCUGGAUCCAAUACUCACUCUGUCAAUGAUUCCAAGCAAGCUUGACCUUGACCAAAAUGGCUACUGGAGCAUUGAUGAAGCUGCAAGUCUCGGACGCACACUGAAGGAUAAGGGCAGUCAGAUGACAAACUUUUCAGCUGUGCUGAUUCGGAUGGCCAAGUACGACUUCAAGAAUCGGAUUGGCUCAAAGAGUGCGUUUAAGCAGAUGCAGCAUGUGGAUAUGGAUUUCUUCAAGCACUUCCGUGGCAACAUUGAAAUGUGCCUGCCCAUCGAUCCCAACCUAUGUGGAAAUCUGGAGGCUCGAGGUCGUUUGUCCGGCAUCCUUCCGGAAAUGGAUGCCGAAGAGCGGGUCCAGGCAUGUCGAGACAACUUCGAUUCAUUCUGUAAAAGAUUAUACGGGGAAGACUAUGAGUGGAUUCAUCAUGCAAGCUCUCAAUACUGUGGCGAGUCCACCCUGGAGCGAAAGGACAGUGUCAAUGUCGUCACCUACGACGCGGUUUCCAUCUACAAGGGGCAGCCAGAUUCCAUCGUGGGGACAACCUUUAUGUCCUUCCUGGUUUUGCUGCUCUUCAUUUGGGGUAUGCUAUUGAUCGAGGAAUUUCGAGCCAUCUACAAUUUGAUGUAUGUCAUAUGGUAUGUCCCAAGCAUCGAGGAUUCCAACGCCACCUUUGCAUCCAUUGACGAUGGCAAAUUAUUCGUGCGGAGGCUGCCCAAAGUGCACAAAUUCUUCGCCAUUUUUUGCAUCGGACUUCCCCGGCUGGUGAUUGCUGGAGUGAUUCUGGUAGUCGGAGCUUUCUUCCUCACGGCCACCAACAAUUUGCAGGAUUUGGUGUUGAACAGUACGGCCCUGUGCUUUCUGAUAGAAGUGGACAACAUGAUCCAUGCAGCAUUCCUGGGGGAAGCCUUCCAGAAACGGGUGACGGACAAUUGCGAUGUCAUCCAAGUCGAAACAUCUGCACGGGGCGCUUGGCAGUCCUAUGUCUUUUUGGCUGUGGUAUUGGCAACUACAGCAGGCUGGACUGCCUGGUCGUACUUCCAUCCCAGGGGGUUGCUGGCCAUCGGAAUGGGCGUCGAAUGUCUCUGCCACUUUGACGGCAACUGCUUUGGCAAGACCUUGCUGCAGACGGGAACUACCUGCUCUGAAACCCGGCUACCGGAUCAGCCACGCCUUUGUGCCAUUCUGCUCAGCCGGUUGCGGGUGGUUGAUCCCAUUGUGAAAAAUCAUCGAAACCUGACAAGUGCAACGCUGCGAUGUCGGGAAGGAGAUUUCUAUUCGAAGGCAAUUUUGUUUUUUCCAAGCCAGAGAGUCAGCGUUGUACUUUCUCCAGCCAAAGCAAUGGCCAACCCAGCUUUGACCGACGAUGCCGUGAGCCCAGGCGCAGUUGCUUGGGUCUUGACCUCAACCGCAUUCGUGUUCUUGAUGACGGCAGGGCUUGGCUUCUUCUAUGGUGGCCUGGUGCGUGACACCAACAUCAUCAACACCAUGAUGAUGAGCGUGGUCUCCAUGGGAAUCGUCACAUUGACUUGGAUGGUGUUUGGCUUUUCAUGGGCCUUCGGUGACAAUGGUUCCACCGGAUUCAGCAUGUUCGUUGGCAACUUUGACUACAGUCUGUGGAUGGGUCUGGACAUGAAGAUGUGGGGCGACUCUGGUCUUCCAGGUCUUGUGUUCGCUGCCUUCCAGAUGACCUUUGCCAUCAUUUCUUCUGCAAUCAUUUCCGGCUCGUUGGUGGAGCGUAUGCGUUUCAGUGCUUACUGCAUCAUGCUUGCUCUGUGGUCCCUUCUGAUCUACGCACCUUUGUGCCACUGGGUUUGGGGCCCUGGCGGCUGGAUUGGUGAGAUGGGAGCUCUGGACUUCGCCGGUGGAACUGUGGUUCACAUCAGCUCCGGUGUGUCCGGCCUUGUUGCCGGUGGCAUCCUUGGACCACGCAGGCACGUGGAGAAGGAUUUGGGCCCUGCCAACGUCCCUUUCGUGAUCUUGGGUGGCUGCCUCCUUUGGUUCGGCUGGUUGGGAUUCAACGGCGGUUCUGCUCUGUCCGUCACAGAUGGAGUGGCAGCCCGUGCGGUGGCCACCACUUUUGUGGCUUCAGCCUCAUCCAUGCUGACAUGGCUGGCCUUUGAGCGAGUCUUGAAGGGCAAGGCUACCAGUGUCGGUGCAUCUGUUGGUGCUGUUGCAGGUUUGGUGUGCAUCACACCUGCAGCCGGAUUUGUGACACCCGGCUGGAGCAUUGCCAUCGGUGCCUUGAGAGCUCCUUGGUGUUUCGCCACUGUGGAGCUGAUGAAUCGGAUCAACUUGGUGGAUGACACUCUUGAUGCGUUCGGCCUGCAUGGUUCGGGUGGCAUCGCAGGUGCCAUCUUGACCGGCAUUUUUGCAGUGGAAGAUGGCCUCCUCUACAGCGGUAGCUUUGAGCUGCUGGGCAAGCAGAUUGCCGGUGCCAUGGCUGGCGUAGCUUUCUCUGCUGUGGGCACUGCCAUCAUUGUCGGAGUCAUGAAGCUGCUGCUGAAGCUGCGCAUUCCAGAGGACCAAGAGGCUGGUGGUGUUGAUCAGCACACUCACGGUGAGAGCUACCACAGCCCCGUGAAGCAGUACCCCAAGGCUUCAGACAUGUCCGAGCAAACCUCUGACACCGUCUGAAGUCACUCCACUUGUCAAUUUUCGCUUCCUUAACCACUCUGGCUGAAUUCGUGCCUGUUCACAAGGAUGAACAGAGUUCCGAUUUGCGUGUUCCUGCAUAGAUAGAGCAUUUCUGCAUCCUAUCCUGUCCUAUCUACACUAGGACUGCAGAGAAGCUCUCAGCACUGGCGCUUAGCCAACUGCUUCAUUGCAAAACGAGGUUUCUCCAUACAGGUUCCCUUGCAACUAUUUGGAACAAUUUUGGAACACAUAUCAGGGUCAAAUUUGGCACCCGAGAGACCUCUUAUAGAGAUUCCUGAGGACGUUUGGAGAGCGUCCGGCCGGUUGGAGACCGUUUGCCAGGCACAACUCAUGAGCCACGCUCGACGCGACUAGCCAAGAAGAGCUCUGUCGCCAAAGAAUGCCAAAGAUCAGAUCGCACAAAUUG
Cladocopium goreaui is the source of this 3085-nucleotide messenger RNA. The record is from the annotation of a GenBank genome assembly. NCBI's taxonomy places the organism in Eukaryota, Dinophyceae, Suessiales, Symbiodiniaceae.